Molecule: messenger RNA, 2891 nt
Organism: Nicotiana tabacum (common tobacco)
Lineage: Eukaryota; Viridiplantae; Streptophyta; Magnoliopsida; Solanales; Solanaceae
Product: auxin response factor 1
Biological process (GO): regulation of DNA-templated transcription; response to hormone
Cellular component (GO): nucleus
Molecular function (GO): DNA binding
Source: RefSeq, a predicted model, not a curated record
UAGAGAGAGAAACAAAAAGGAAUACUGUCGGCUUCAGCCAGGCAAAGACCAUCACCAAUUUUCUCUCUCCAGUUCUCUCUCUUCCUCCCUCCAUAGCUUUACUCUCUGUGAAGACGAGAAAACCCUAAUUAAAGCUGUGUACUAGCUCAACUAAUCGAUCAAUUCAUAGCUCAACCUUUGUUCUGUGACCGAGUGCUGAUAUUUUUAAGUUUUUAUUUAUUUAUUGUGUUGUACAUGGAAAUGAACGUAUUAUCCGUGCUGUAUGAUGACUAAUAGAGAAAUCCGGCUGAAUACUUAAGUUCAUCUGGUCAAUUUUGUCGGGUAUUCUUUGAGUGGCUCAUUUUCUGAAGACAGAUAAUCACGUAAAGGGUUGGUGACUUCAAAUUGAUUUUCUUAUGGCACACCUUGCGGCAAAUCACUUCGGUGGCGGGGCUCAUCCAGUGGCUCCAAAUGAGGCAUUAUACAAGGAACUCUGGCAUGCCUGUGCUGGACCUCUUGUAACAGUUCCUCGUGAAGGGGAAAUAGUUUAUUAUUUCCCACAGGGUCACAUGGAACAGCUUGAAGCAUCGACACAUCAGGGAUUAGACCAACAACUUCCUUCUUUCAAUUUGCCAGCUAAAAUAUUAUGCAAAGUGAUGAAUAUUCAACUUCGGGCUGAGUCAGAUACCGAUGAGGUGUAUGCACAGAUAACUCUGCUUCCUGAACAAGAUCAAGGCGAGAUCACAAGGCCUUAUCCUCCUCUCCCUGAACCUCAAAAGUGCACUGUCCAUUCGUUUUGCAAGACUCUUACUGCAUCUGAUACAAGCACCCAUGGUGGGUUCUCUGUUCUUCGGAGGCAUGCAGAUGAAUGCCUGCCCCCACUGGAUAUGACCCAACAGCCACCAUGGCAGGAAUUGGUUGCUAGUGAUCUACAUGGCAAUGAAUGGCACUUUCGCCACAUUUUUCGAGGUCAACCUAGGCGCCACUUGCUCACAACUGGGUGGAGUGUUUUUGUCAGUGCAAAAAAGUUGGUUGCUGGAGAUGCUUUCAUCUUUCUCAGGGGAGAGAAUGGGGAGCUUCGAGUUGGUGUUAGGAGACUCAUGAGACAGCUAAACAAUAUGCCAUCUUCUGUUAUUUCAAGUCACAGUAUGCAUCUGGGUGUUCUUGCAACUGCAUCUCAUGCCAUCUCGACUGGGACCCUCUUCUCUGUGUAUUAUAAGCCUAGGACUAGUCAGUCUGAAUUCAUUGUCAGUGUGAACAAAUAUCUUGAAGCACGAAAUCACAAGCUUUCUGUUGGGAUGAGGUUUAAGAUGAGAUUUGAGGGUGAGGAAGUUCCAGAAAGAAGGUUCAGUGGAACAAUUGUUGGUGUUGGUGAAAAUACAUCAUCUAGAUGGCCUGAUUCUGAAUGGAGAUCCUUGAAGGUUCACUGGGAUGAACCAUCGUCAAUCUUGCGUCCAGAUAGGGUUUCAUCAUGGGAAAUAGAACCGCUUGUCACAGCAACACCUACAAACACCCAGCCUCCUCAAAGAAAUAAGCGUGCUCGACCUCAAGUUUUACCGUCGCCAGUGCAAGAACUUCCUGCUUUAGGAAUGUGGAAGUCUCCUGGUGAUUCUCCAUCAUCGUUCCCAUACUGUGAUCCAUCUCGUGGGCGAGAUCUCUACCCAUCACCGAAACUUUCUUCUGCUGCAAGUGGUCUGGGUUAUGGCGAGAACAGUUCCAUGCCUCUUUCCUCCAAAUCCAUGUACUGGUCAAGUCAAUCAGAUACAUGUACAGAGUCUAUCACACCGGCUAGUGAAAAGAGACCGGCUAAUGGAUAUAGGUUAUUCGGAAUUGAGUUGCUGGAUCGUCCAACUGUAGAUGAAACUUCACCAGUUGCUAUGCCGAGUGCUCUUGUGGAGAAUCAGCCAGCUGCAUCUUUAGAUGUUGAUUCUGGAAACUCAGAACCAUCAAAUCCUAUUCCUUCAGUAAGUUGUGAGCCUGAAAAGUCAUCUCUGAGGUCUCCCCAUGAGUCUCAAAGCAAACAAAUCCGCAGUUGCACUAAGGUUCAUAUGCAAGGGAAGGCAGUUGGGAGGGCAGUUGAUCUCACAAGGUUAGAUAGUUAUGAAGAUCUGCUUAAGAAAUUGGAGGAGAUGUUUGAAAUUGAAGGGGAACUUCGUGAUUCGACCAAGAAAUGGCAGGUAGUCUACACAGAUGAUGAGGAUGACAUGAUGAUGGUUGGAGAUGAUCCAUGGCACGAGUUCUGCAGCAUGGUUAGAAAAAUUUACGUCUAUACAGUUGAGGAAGCCAAAAAACUGUCACCAAAGAUAAAACUUCCUGUUGACGACGUGAAACCAGGCAAACCAGUUUCGGGUGCAACUGUUAGCAAUGAGGAGAAAGCAUGAAGUGGGUCCAGUUACUUAAUACCCAUAAUGUGUAAGAGGAGUGGAGAAAGAUGGAUCUGACAUCAGUCAUAGUUUUGGUUUUUUUGGAGAUACAAGUGAUGCAGUGCGUGACAAUUAGCCCAUACUGGAAUGGCUCGUUCAGUUAAGGAUGCUGGCUGGCAAGACAAGAAAAGUUCGGCUUUUCAGUUUUUUAUUUUUAUUUUAUUUUUUAAUGUAUUUUCUGGGGAGAGUGAUGCCAUAAAAGAUAGGAUUCUCCAUCCUAGUAUUAUCUUAUUGUUAUGAUUUUGACGAAAAAGGGGGAGUCUUAUAAUGCUUUGCUUGUUUGGACCUCAGAUAGAUAGGAAAAGUUUGUCUGCACCCAUCUCUAUUGGGUGGGUGGAGAAAUACUUUGGUCUUACUUUUUGUCGCAUUUUUUUCUUCUUUUUUUUUGGGGCCCGUUGAGGGUUUUCUUUCUUUUGUUGUUUUAAUAUAAAUUCUUGUCUUGACCCAGAUGGCUUCUGUAUAUAAUAGUAUAAAUAUCCUUUGCAAUUA